AUGGAAAUUAAGCACGCCUUUCUUUACCUUUCUCUCUUGCUUGGUCUCUCCUUGCUGCAUGGAUAUUCUGCCUAUGCUGCAGGAACCCAUGAUGGGUCUGAGCAAUGGGGAUAUGUUGAAGUUCGACCCAAGGCCCACAUGUUCUGGUGGCUUUACAGAAGUCCACAUAGAGUUCAAGAUCCAUCCACCCCAUGGCCAAUACUUCUCUGGCUCCAAGGAGGCCCUGGUGGCUCUGGAGUUGCUUUCGGAAAUUUCUUAGAAAUUGGUCCAUUGGAUGGGAAUUUGAAGCCCAGGAAGUUAACUUGGCUCCGAAAAGCAGAUCUCUUGUUUGUGGAUAGCCCAGUGGCAACAGGCUUUAGUUAUGUGGAGGAUAAGUCUUUGGUGGUUAAGACUGAUGAAGAGGCAGCAACAGAUUUAACUACCCUGUUGAAGAAGCUCUUUAAUGGAAAUGAAAAACUCCAAAAAAGUCCCUUGUACAUUUUUGCUGAAUCAUAUGGUGGAAAAUUUGCUGUCACUCUAGCAGUAUCAGCUCUAAAAGCAAUUGAGGCAAGAGAAUUGAAGCUACAACUUGGAGGAGUUGCAUUGGGAGAUAGCUGGAUUUCUCCUGAAGAUUUUGUGUUCUCAUGGGGAUCUCUUCUGAAAGACUUGUCACGAAUUGACAGAAAAACAUUGAACAGCUCAAACAGUUUCGCUCUAAAGAUUCAGCAGCUGCUGGCAGAAGGAAACUAUAAAAAUGCAACAUCAACACUGAAUCACCUCCAGGACUUUAUUCUAAAUAAGAGUAACAAUGUGGAUUUCUAUAACUUCUUGCUGGACGCUGGCAAUGACCCUGUUGUUGGGAGAAGGGAAUCCAGAGAAAUAGCACUGAUGGAAAAGUACUCGGGAUAUCUAGCCACCAAAAAACAUUCACCAGCCAGUCAACGUGUUCUUCCUAGCUUGAUGAAUGGGCGUAUUAAAAAGAAGCUAAAGAUCAUUCCCAAGAAAGUAAAAUGGGGUGGACAGUCUCGCUUGGUUUUUCCAGCCAUGACUGGUGAUUACAUGAAACCCAGAAUCAAAGAGGUUGACCAUCUCCUAGCCAAAGGCAUAAACGUGACCAUUUACAACGGACAGCUUGAUCUCAUAUGCUCAACCAAAGGAGCAGAAGCAUGGGUUGGCAAACUCAAGUGGGAUGGCUUGAGAAAUUUUUUAAACUUGGAACGCAAUCCUUUAUAUUGUGGAAAAGAUAAUACAACGACAAAAGGGUUUGUAAGAUCUUACAGAAACCUCGCUUUCUAUUGGAUUCUUGGGGCUGGCCACUAUGUUCCUGUUGAUCAGCCCUGUGUUUCGCUAGAGAUGGUGGGCACGAUCACUGGGUCUCCGAAUUAACAAUACAAAAAUGGCAGAAAUAUGGGAAGAGGAAGGUUACUUU
Messenger RNA from Corylus avellana, 1408 nucleotides. RefSeq names its product serine carboxypeptidase-like 51. Gene Ontology annotation, molecular function: serine-type carboxypeptidase activity. Gene Ontology annotation, biological process: proteolysis. The record is from RefSeq and is a predicted model, not a curated record. Lineage: Eukaryota; Viridiplantae; Streptophyta; Magnoliopsida; Fagales; Betulaceae.